ACUCGUUUCUAUUGAUUGCAGAGAAUUGCUGCUGCAUCUGGCUGUGAAAAAUCCAGUUCUGCUGCUCUGGUUGAAUGCUUAAGAGGAAAAACAGAGGAAGAGAUAGAACAGAUAACUCUAAAAAUGCCAGCUAUGUUCAUCGGUUCAUGUGUGGAUGGUGUAUUUUUUCCAAAGAGUCCCAGGCAAUUACUGUCUGAAAAAGCAAUCAGUGCAAUCCCAUAUAUAGUAGGAAUCACUAACAGUGAAUUUGGAUGGGGCCUUCCUAAAGUAAUGAAAUUUCCUGAUUUUACAGACGGUCUGGACAAAGAAGUUGCGUAUCAAGUGUUAAAGAACAUAUUAGAGUCAUCAUUUGAGGGUUUUACUUCAGACAUCAUUGACCUUGUAUUCAAUGAAUACAUAGGGAAAGCAGAGAGCCGUGCUCAGGUGCGAGAUGGCCUUCUUGAUGCAAUAGGAGAUCACUUGUUUGUUUUGUCUGCCAUUGAAGUGGCUAGAUACCAUAGAGAUGCUGGCCACCCAGUCUACUUCUAUGAAUUUCAACAUCGACCAAGCUCAGCCUCAGGUGUCGUACCAGAGUUUGUAAAAGCAGAUCAUGGAAGUGAGAUUGCCUUUGUCUUUGGAAAGCCAUUCUUAGCUGGGAAUGCUACAGAAGAAGAAAAUAAACUUAGCAGAACUGUUAUGAAGUACUGGACUAACUUUGCUAGAAACGGAAAUCCCAAUGGGGAAGGCUUGGUACAUUGGCCUCAGUAUGAUCUGGAUGAAAGAUACCUGGAAAUAGACCUCAUACAAAAGGCAGCAAAGAAACUGAAAGAAGACAAAAUGGAGUUUUGGGUACAGCUCACAAAACAGAUGAGAAGUGAAAGAAGGAGAGAACACACAGAUUUGUGAGAGCUGCAGGGGAUACAUUUUCCUUUUACAAUCUGAAGUCAAAAUUAAUUUGUCAGAAUGCAGAUUUUAACCUUGACUUUCUAACUCACUAAUAUGUAAAUUUUUGUCAUGAUCCCAAUGAAAAGAGAGUAUCAGGGGAAGUGCAAAAUGCUCACGGAAAUAAAAAUCAAUGAUGAAGGGAGCAGGUAAAAAUAAACAAUCCUUCAAGCUCAAACAGACUACUAUCUUCUCAGUGGAUAUCAAAAUUGAAUGGUGUUCCUUUGAAUAGGGAGAAGAUGGGGAAUAUUAUUAAAUACAUUGAAAUCGAUAAGAAGUUAUUCAGAAUAUAUCAUAGGUGUCAAAAUAUAUUGUAUAUUCAUUCCACUCUUUUUAUCAAGAAGAUUAAGUCUGACACUGCUAUCACCUCUUUCCAGUUACUUUUAGUGGAAAUAGCUUGAGAGGAGGAUAGCAUCCAUCAAAAAGUGCCGUGAGAUCACAUGUGUUUUCCUCUUCUGUAAAUUGUUACACAUACAUUGUACUUCUGAUUUUUGGAAUAUAUUUUCUUUCACAUAAUUUAGACUGAUUCCAAGAGAGUGUUUUCAAAGGCACUAUCAAGUCUGAACAAAGAAAUUCUAUUAAAGUGCAAACUGAUAA
Molecule: messenger RNA, 1518 nt
Organism: Meleagris gallopavo (turkey)
Lineage: Eukaryota; Metazoa; Chordata; Aves; Galliformes; Phasianidae
Product: fatty acyl-CoA hydrolase precursor, medium chain
Source: RefSeq, a predicted model, not a curated record